Messenger RNA from Phytomonas sp. Hart1, 456 nucleotides. The record is from the annotation of a GenBank genome assembly. NCBI's taxonomy places the organism in Eukaryota, Euglenozoa, Kinetoplastea, Trypanosomatida, Trypanosomatidae.
AUGCUAAAUUAUAAAAUAGCUCUAAAAACUUCUGAAAAACGUUAUAGACAAAAAUAUAGUUGUAUUGAUAUUCUUCAGCGAAGCAGGACCCCCACCAGACCCUUGGAUGAUGCAUACGCUAAUAUGGAAUUACCAUCUGAUUCAAACAUAGUGAGGAUAAUGUGCUAUGUGCAUAAACCUAAACUGUUACUCAAAUCUCCUGACUGUGUGGUCUCUGUGGGGGUCUGCGUACGCUGUUUUACUGCGCUUUCUUUUGUAUUCGUGGUGCGCAUUAUCUACCACGUUGGCAGUAUCGCUUCCUUUAUUGUGGCCAGAUGGCCUGCCGAGAGAGGUGUGCGCCAAUCCCGUUUUACAGAUUCGAGGAGAGGGGCGCUGGUAUGGGAUGGACUAGGGUCGGGUAUUUUUUUGAUCUUCACCCAGGUUCUUUCACUCAGCUGCGUUUCUCUUCCCCUUUAG